Molecule: messenger RNA, 1439 nt
Organism: Annulohypoxylon truncatum
Lineage: Eukaryota; Fungi; Ascomycota; Sordariomycetes; Xylariales; Hypoxylaceae
Product: short chain dehydrogenase
Exons: 3
Coding region: 118-909 (263 amino acids)
Source: RefSeq, a predicted model, not a curated record
GCUGGAUUCUAGUCAUUGAUAACAUAUCAUCUCAUCCCUUUCCUCUGUAACCAUUCUACUAUGUUCUAAUUCUUUGUAUAUAUAAUAUAUACGCAUAUAUAUUAUUUCUUACUAGUCAUGAAGAUUGAAGGCAGAACUUUCGUUGUGUCCGGCGGAGCUUCCGGACUUGGUCAAGCAUGUGUAGAAGAGAUAUGUAGGAAUGGGGGCAAUGUGGCCAUCCUAGACCUAAACGAAGAGAACGGUGCUGCAGUAGUGAAGAGCCUCCCCGAUGGAUCCGGGAAGUUCUUCGUUUGUGACGUCCUAGAGACGGACAGCAUUGCAGCAGCCGUGCAGGGAACUAUAGAAUGGAUACAGCAAACGGGCAAGCCGUUGGGUGGCAUCAUUCCAGCAGCGGGUGUAGGAAACCCGGCUACGAUCCUAGAUCGAGAUGGUCAAGCCUUCUCCCUAGAUAGUUUUGACUUUGUCGUCAAUAUAAACCUGCGGGGAACGAUUGAUCUUGUACGGCAAUGUCUUGUUCACUUAGCCAAAACCGAACCCGUAGGUGCUGAUAAAGAACGAGGCGUCGUCAUCAUGGUAGCAUCGGUAGCCGCCUUUGAUGGACAGAAGGGGCAAGUUUCGUAUGCUGCUAGCAAAGGUGCUGUCGCGGCGAUGACCUUACCUAUGACAAGAGACCUGGCACGCUAUGGUAUACGCUGUAUGACUAUUGCCCCAGGUGUCUUCGAAUCGCGAAUGACUGCCGCCAUGCCUAAGAAGUUAUUCAAGGGUUUGGAAACUGUCAUGGAAUUCCCACGGCGGGCAGGGCAACCGGAAGAAUUCGCCCAGCUAGUCCGACAAGUCAUCGAAAAUUCCAUGCUCAACGGUACCGUCAUAAGAUUGGACGGAGGUUUAAGGAUGCCAAGCAAGAUUUAGCAAGACUAUGAAGACAUAUCUACAUCAUACGGUUGACGAGAGGUUUUGUAUAAAAAAUUGUUCAAUUUUACUUGACAUAGCCUAGUGGAUCCUUUCCUAAAAUGCAAGUACUGUUGGGAGCAAUCUCGACACUGGCAAUUGCUGAAGAAAAAUCAUGAAAAGACAGAUCGAUAACUACUCCGGGUGACCCAAAUUUUGGACCAUGGAACAACUCCAAAAGAAAGUGCGAUCUAACUCAUAAAAUCGGCGGACGUGUGCGCCCUGGGACUGUGCCCACACCUUGCGUGUGGUAUUUGGCAAUUUGGUGGAACUCAGGACUACCGGCGAGACCUGGACAUGUCGAUUCUCAGUCCGGUUAGGAACCUUCCAUGCAAGCAAACACCCUUUGAGUAAACUUGCGGUUCCAUCCUAUCAUCCACCGUGGCUCUUUCCAAGGGAGUGGACGAGCAGGAAUGAAUCGUGCUCCGGUCCUAUGAGUGGACCAAGGAUUGGUCAGUCCCUCACAAAACCUCCCCUACACCAGGAGGUAA